AUGACGGAAGUAUUACAUAUACGGUACGGCACGAAGAUUCUCAAUGGUUCGCUCGAAAUAAUGAACCUGCCUACACUGAUGGACAUUAUCUUAAGACGGGACAUGAUGAAGGGUCUGAGGUUAUACAUAGGGGGUAUCAAAUCACUUCUCGCAUAUAUCAACCCCGUGGAGCUUGAUAAACUACUGAAACCUAUACAACGUCGUCAGUCACCAAAUACAACGGAACCAGCUGACACUCGACAACGGUUGACAUCGGCGUUAGAGGCGAACGCAGCGAUUGCAGACAACGCACAAUGUCGCCUCGAGAGGAGUGAAGUAACGGUACCGGACACUACGCGUGAACAAGCCAUGAGCAUGCGCAGAUCCACACGUAAUUGCGUAUUGGACCGAUGGCUACCUUACGUCGACGAACAAGUACAGAAGUGA
Sphaeroforma arctica JP610 is the source of this 426-nucleotide messenger RNA. RefSeq lists its product as hypothetical. The record is from RefSeq and is a predicted model, not a curated record. Bases 1 to 426 code for a protein of 141 amino acids. The transcript has a single exon. Lineage: Eukaryota; Ichthyosporea; Ichthyophonida.